Salpingoeca rosetta is the source of this 2811-nucleotide messenger RNA. RefSeq lists its product as uncharacterized. NCBI's taxonomy places the organism in Eukaryota, Choanoflagellata, Craspedida, Salpingoecidae. The coding region runs from base 1 to 2811 and encodes 936 amino acids. The transcript has a single exon. The record is from RefSeq and is a predicted model, not a curated record.
AUGGACGAUGCCGCUGAACGCGAUGCUGAGCUGCUGCAGGGUGACGCGCGGCGCAACAAUCCAGCUGCGGUGCUGGUGGAGUUGCUGCAGAUGAUGGGGAGCAAUGAGCCGACCAUGUCCCAUGCCGUGUUUGCCAUGCUCAACAUGGUUGCGCCGAGCUGUCCGUGGGUCUCUGUUGAAGAAGCACCAGCGGACGUCGUGCGUGAGAUGUCACGGGUGAUCACCUCCUACUUGCGCUGGCCGUCCGUGAGUAAUCCCUUGCACCAGAAUAUCCUCUUCCUGCUGCUGGACAGGCCCAUUGGUGGAGCCGUCUGCGCACACAUCGACGUCAUCUCGCUCAUCGUCAGCGAGCUGGACCGCGUGCGGCCAGGCCUGGUGCAGGGUGAGGAGUACAGCCGCCUGCGGGGCACCUACUUCGUGCUCAUCUGUAACAUGCUGCACUGCCCGCGCUCCCGCGACGCCAUCUCCCGCCAGUUUCUGCAGAGUCCACUCUUGCAGGCGAUAUUGGACAUCAUCAACCCGCCCCGCAGUCGGCUCGAGGAGCAGCAGCAGCGGCGGCGGCAACAACGGCGCCGUCAGCGAGAGUUUGCAUCCCAGUUUGCGGCCACCGCUCAACCCAUGGACACGGACACCAGCAGCGGUGUUGCGCGUGAUGCCAGUGACCGUGUUGACAGUGAUGAUGAUCAUGAUGAUCAUGAUGGCAGUGGUGGUGAACGCCGGCAAGCGGCAGAGGAGGGCGACGGCUCCUCGUCUGAUUCCGACGCGGCAGGGCGCGAAAUGCGACUCAGUCAGCGUCGCCAUCACCGCGAUCAUCAUCGUCGUCAUCAGCAUCAUCGUUAUCGUUAUCGCGACUGGGAUGGCGAGGAAGGGGCUGCCACAGACGACCCAGACACAUACACCAGCACCGACACAGACGAUGGCGAUGAUGAUGAUGAUGACGACGACGACGACGGCGAUGGUGGCAACGCCCGCCGCGCAAUCUUCUUGACUGCAUCGGACGGCGUGCUGUACGAGAGACACAUGGCGUUUCUGACCCUCAACUGGGUUGGUGGGUGUGAGGUUGGCACGCACUUCCUUCUUGACCACCUCGACAUGCUGACACAGACGCUGGAGCGCUCACGCCACCGUGUGGAGAUGGUGCUCACGCUGGCCAACCUCAGCUCGUAUCUGCACGACGACACGCACGCGCUGCGACGGGUGGCGACGUGCGGCACGGUACCCAUCCUCGUCACUGUCGUGCACCACGACAAGAUUGACCGCGGGUCUGUCGGCGCACUCAUGGGGCUGCUCAACAUGUACGUACACGUGCCACCGAGCCACCACAGGUACCUCGCCACGCCAACGGAGAUGGGAUUCCCGAGCACGUACAACCCCUCGGUCAAGUUUAGUGAGCGCAGGACAGCGGCAACGCCCAGCGGCCGCGGGGGGCGCAGCAGUGGUGGUGAUCAGCCAUGGUACGGCAGGCUCUUACCCAGGGGGGCACCUCGCAACAGUGGUGAUGGUGGUGGUGGUGAAGAUGCCAUGGAUGAACGACAUGACUCUGCUGUUGACAACGACCGCGAUGGUGAUGAUGAUGAUGGUGAUGGUGAUGUUGAUGAUGAUGGUGUUGAUGGUGGUAUGGAGGGUCAUGGCAACACCGUGGCGGACAGGCCCGCGUUUCUUGUGACGGACCACCACAUACAGCUGCUGUUGGACUGCCUCGACUGCUCAAUCCGGAACGAAGCGCACGGCAACGUGCUGUGGUCGCCAUGGCACCCCUGCCAGGCCCUCGCCGCACUCGCCUGCGUGCCCUCGUUCGUGCCCAAACUCAUUGCGAAACGCACGCACGUGCGACUGGUGGAGGCAUUGCGUGUGCCACGCACAGGACGGCAGGCCGAGCCCGUGUGCGACGAACGCUAUGCCCUCAAGGCAUUGCGACAGCUCGUCCGCAUGUCGUCUGCAUUGCGCAACGACACCGACAUUAUGCAAUGUGUGCGGCACGCGCUCGCCCGCGCGCAGAGCGAAGCAGCGCGCACACACGCGGUUGAGAUUGCGGAGGUGAUGUCCAUGCACGGGGUGGCGCUUCCAUCCCUCUCGCACAUGUGUCGACGACGGCUGCGACACCUGUUUGAUCAGAUGCUCACGGAGCGCAUUGUCAGCGAUGGCAGUGGUGAUGGUGAUGAUGGUACGAGCGGAGAGAUGCGGGAAGGACGACAUCAAACACAGCGGCCGACUGCAACUGCAUCUGCAUCAAUCGACACUCCCACAACAGCACCAGCACCAGCAACAACGGCACCAACACCAGCAACAACGGCACCAACACCAGAAACAACUGCAACAACGGCACCAACACCAGCAACACCAGCACCGCGGGCGGUGACCAUUUCCCCACACGUGACGAUUGUUCCGUCGCCGAUGGACGAGGACGAACGCGUGCGCGUGUAUUCAUUUCAAGCGGGCGGGCGGGAGAGCGACGUGCCCGUUCCCCUCAUGUCAGAGGAGGAUGAUGAAGAAGAGGAGGAGUACGAUGAUGAUGAUGAUGAUGAUGAUGAUGAUGAUGAUGAUGAUGAUGAUGAUGAUGAUGAUGAUGAUGAUGAUGAUGAUGGCACUCGAAGCAGGGGUAGUAAUGGUAGAAGAGGGUAUGCUCGUGACGGUGGAAGCAGUCGUGGUGAGAGGGGUGAUGGUAUGGCUGAGCGGAGACGCGUGGCACGUGAGCGUGUGCUAACUGCGUGUCGGGGAACGUUUGAGACGAGUCACGAUGCGUAUGUGACGUUUGUUCGCGCCAUGAACACGCCGCCCGCCAUUGAGGCGUUUCUCUUGUACGAGGACUGA